Anisakis simplex (herring worm) is the source of this 234-nucleotide messenger RNA. The record is from the annotation of a GenBank genome assembly. Lineage: Eukaryota; Metazoa; Nematoda; Chromadorea; Rhabditida; Anisakidae.
AUGCAGAGUCGUGGUAGUUGGGGGUUGGUGCAUGACUGUCGGCAAUCUGGCAUGCAUUUGGGAGUGCAGGUUUUGGGUCGGAAGAGUUUAUCUUCAGAAGGACCGGGAAUGCUGGCUGCUGCUGGUGUAUAUUCAGAAGAGGGAAGAUAUCCGGUAAGGGAUGUCGACCCUGGUGAAUUUUUGUUCUCGGAGGCGAGAUAUCCGAAUUGGGAUGCAGAACUUGUAGGAGACUGA